AUGGCUGAACGACCACGAUUCCAAGUGCCUGAUGGCAAGGCAGCCAAAGUGAGCAUCAUUGACUCUACACUGCGCUUUUCCAGAAUGCCUCUGUCACACCUCAUGAAACCAGCAAUGGAUGGCAUGGAAAUGAUGCCUGUGGUAACGACGUGGUCCUUUUUGGUUGAAAGCUCUUCCGGCAAGAAAGCACUCUUUGAUCUUGGGGUGCCCAAAAAUCCGCUGGAAAACUUCUCCCCGACGUGGGUUAAGAUGAUUACGGAGUAUAACCUGGGCGUGGAGGUGUCCCAGAAUGUCGCCGACAUACUCAAUGAUCACGGUGUGCAGCCUUCAGAGAUUGAUAGUGUGAUUUGGAGUCAUCACCAUUUUGACCACAUCGGAGAUAUAACGACCUUCCCUGGUUCAACGGAACUCGUGGCUGGCCCAGGUUUCAAGGAGGCAUUCUGUCCAGGAUAUCCAGCAAAUCCCGAUUCACCAUUGCGUGAGGUAGAUUUCGAAGGACGGCACUUUAGAGAAAUCAGCUUCGAGGAGUCGCCUCUUCAGGUUGGUCCUUUUCGAGCUUUCGACUUCUUCGGCGAUGGCUCCUUUUACCUUCUGGACACGCCUGGCCAUGCCGUCGGUCACUUAGCAGGCCUUGCUCGUACAACAGCUAAACCCGACACCUUCAUCCUCAUGGGUGGCGAUCUAUGUCACCACGGCGGCGAGAUUCGCCCGUCGCAAUAUCUGCCUUGCCCGCAGGAUCUGUCUGAGCACUUAUCAUUAUCCGACUCCCUCCGCCUACGUCUCUCUCAGUGCCCAGGUAGUGUGUUCGACAACCUAAAUGUCAAGCGUGGACGCAAGCCCGGCGAGACAUUCUUUGACCCCGCGAUCGGCGUUGAUAUAGAACAAGCUAUACAAACAAUCAAGGAUGCACAGCAAGUAGAUGCGCAAGAUAAUGUCUUCUUCGUCCCUGCUCACGACAUGUCUGUUGCCGGUAUCAUAGAUGAGUUUCCCAAAAACGCAAACGAUUGGAAAGCAAAAGGGUGGCGCGAGAAGACGUUUUGGAAGUUCCUAGAGGAUUUCGAGACUGCCAUUUCAACAAAUGAGGUUUUAGGUGAAAGAUAG
This is a messenger RNA of Fusarium sp. VM40, 1101 nucleotides long. Lineage: Eukaryota; Fungi; Ascomycota; Sordariomycetes; Hypocreales; Nectriaceae. The record is from the annotation of a GenBank genome assembly.